AAUACAUUUAUUGUUAUUUUUUUCUCUUAAGAGUAAGACAACCUCAUUUUUGUUUCAUCUUCAAAUCUUGUCUAAACAUGUUAUUGUUCCCUCUUCUCGUUCUCACUACUCUUGUUUUUUCCUUUCAUUCUUUUCUUUAAGUUUCAGACUUCAUUCUCUUAUUCUGUUAAUAAUUUUAGACAGUGAUGAAGCAGCAGCAGCAGCAUCAACACUCAGCCCACAAGCAAAAACAGAAUUUAUGGGCAACUAUGGUGUUGCGCAAAUGGCUUAACAUUAGAAGCAAGAAGUCUGAUUCUGUCGCUGACUCCGAUGAUAAUGAGGAUGACCCUGAAACUGACUCAGACAAUGAAGAGUGGAGAAGUGGUUCGCGGUAUAGGGACAGCAGAGAAGAUGAAACUCCAUCUGAAUCAUGUGAAUUUCUCCCUGGCUUAAGGAGGCAAAAGUCGUUAACCGUAAGGUCUCAAUAUAUAAACAAGAAGGAAUUAAGAGUAUGUGUUGGGACAUGGAAUGUCGGAGGAAAACUUCCGCCUAAUGACCUUGAUAUUGAUGAUUGGCUAGACAUUAACCAUCCAGCUGAUAUAUAUGUCCUUGGUCUUCAAGAGAUUGUGCCUUUAAACACAAGUAACAUUUUCGGGGCUGUAGAUACUCGUCAUGUACCGAAAUGGGAAAACAUUAUUAAAGAUACAUUGAAUAGAGUUCAACCAAAACCAUCAAAGAUAAAAUCCUUCAGUGAUCCUCCGUCACCGUCGAAGUUUAAACCAUCAGAUGAUGCUCCAGAUAUUGAAGAAGAAGAAAUCCUACUAGAAAGUGAUGGUGAUAUUGGUGAGGAAAUCCAUCCUUUGGAUGAAGGAUAUGAAGUAUUCGACGGAAUCACCGAUAAACCAAUCACACGUGAGUUGUUGAAUACUAGUUCGAAGGAUUCAAAUGCUGCUGAUAUUGCUAACUCGCGAGUGAUAGUUGAUAAUGAUUUAGAGAAUCAGUUAUCUUAUCAAAGGAGGUUGGAUAGGCUAAACUGUUUACGUGACGAGGAUUUAUCGGCAAUUAUUGAAACGCCGUCUUCUCCACAGAUUAUUAAACUAUCUAGAAUGGUUAGUGGGACUGAAAGGAUUGGAUUGAGCUGGCCAGAGCCACCAUUACAUUUGUUAACUCAUAGUGUAUUGGAGAGAGCAACUUCUUUAAAACCUGUUAAAUCGUUUAACACGACAAAGUCAUUUAGAGCCACUGAUUCUUUUAAAUCAAAAACAGAUGCCAUGGAUUUAUUGGCUGAAAUUGACCUUGAAGCUUUGAUGAAGAGGAAAACAAGAUCGUCGUAUGUGAAGAUAGUAAGCAAGCAGAUGGUUGGAAUUUACAUCACCAUUUGGGUUCGAAGGAGCGUGCGAAAACAUAUUCAGAAUUUGAAGGUUUCCACUGUUGGUGUUGGUGUUAUGGGCUAUAUUGGUAACAAGGGAUCAGUAUCAGUGAGCAUGUCUAUAUAUCAGACACUUUUCUGCUUUGUAUGCACCCACCUUACAUCAGGUCAAAAGGAAGCAGAUGAAAUCAAAAGAAAUGCCGAUGUUCGUGAAAUACAUCAAAGGACUCAUUUUUAUUCACUUUCCGAUAUCGGACUUCCCAAAAGUAUCUUCGAUCACGAAAGAAUAAUUUGGUUUGGCGAUCUGAAUUACCGAAUCAACUUGUCAUAUGAAAAAACAAGAGAUCUUAUCUCGAAAAAGCAGUGGUCGAAAUUGGUUGAGAAAGACCAGCUUGCGAAAGAGCUAGAAAAAGGUGUAUUUGAUGGAUGGUCAGAAGGGAUGUUAAACUUUCCACCAACCUAUAAGUACGAGGUUAACUCAGACAAGUACAUCGGGGAGGAGCCGAAAGUUGGGAGGCGUACACCAGCAUGGUGCGAUCGUAUUCUUUCAUAUGGAAAUGGAAUGAGAUUACUGAGUUACAAAAGGAAUGAACUUAAACUUUCAGAUCAUAGACCUGUUACUGCCGCAUAUAUUGCUGAGGUUGAGGUUUUCAAUCCCAGGAAGCUACAGAGAGCACUUACAUUCACUGAUGCGGAGAUCGGAAACGAAGAACUCAUGAGUUAUGGCACUUGGAAUUUAUAGCAUAAUCUGGACAGGUGAAGGAGCAACAAUGCAAGCUAUUCAAACAUUUCAAAUUCAGAGUCACUAUACUAGAUAUUAAUAAGUUUCUUCAUUUGAUAUUUCUUAUAUAUUUCUAAAGUCAAAUCUUAUAGAAAAUAUAGUUGCAUGAUUUGUACAUCAGGUAUCUUAUGAACAGGUUUUAAAGCUUGGUUGUUAGAUUGGAUGUAUACGUAAACUCUGCAAUGUAUUUUAAGAGCUUUCAUAGGAAGCUUUGUGUAUGUUUGUAAAGAAUAAAUAGAAAGCAAUGUGUUGAAGAUCCUA
Molecule: messenger RNA, 2390 nt
Organism: Lathyrus oleraceus (garden pea)
Lineage: Eukaryota; Viridiplantae; Streptophyta; Magnoliopsida; Fabales; Fabaceae
Product: type IV inositol polyphosphate 5-phosphatase 3
Exons: 10
Coding region: 186-2090 (634 amino acids)
Biological process (GO): phosphatidylinositol dephosphorylation
Molecular function (GO): inositol-polyphosphate 5-phosphatase activity; phosphatidylinositol-3,4,5-trisphosphate 5-phosphatase activity; phosphatidylinositol-4,5-bisphosphate 5-phosphatase activity
Source: RefSeq, a predicted model, not a curated record